AUGUCCACCUUUCGCGCCGCCUCGGUAGGAAGACCUUACGAUGACACCCUGGGCGACCUCUUGGGCGACCUCGACAGCGAAGCCUUCAGUCUCUCGCCUCUCCCCUCAUCUCUUCCCUCUUCCGACAACUCUCAAAAUCCCCUUCCGACCAAACACAUACGCCAUCAAGACCUCACACGCCCGCACCCGCACUGCACGAUCCAACAACGCCGGCAGCACCAGCAGCGCCGUGCGCACAAGGCCCCCGCCGCCUUCCUCACGGCCUUCGCCCUCAUCGUCUUCGCCGAGGCGCGGCUGCUGAGCAUGUACGCGGCCGACGUGGACCUUAUCGACGGGCAGGAGCGCGCGCGCCUCGUCGCCUCAGCGGCGUUCAUGUACGUCCUCGACGGCAUGGUCCUCCUGGGCGGGUACUUCGCCGACUGCGGGCGCGCGUGGUGGGCGUUCCUGGACCUUGUCACGUGCGGCACAUACCAAGGCUCGGGGGACGACGAAGCUGCGACGGGGUCGGAGGACGACGAGGUCGGCGGGGUCGAUGAGUCGUGCACGAGCACAAGGGCCAUCGAGAUGCUGUUGGGUGUGGAGAUGGGCAUGCUCCUGAUCGCCGUGUGGCCGCUCGCCCUGGGCUGGAUCGCGAUCCUCUGGUUGAGGGACGGGGUCGAGUGCGUAGACCCCGACGUGGAGGAGGCCACCGCGGAUGAUGAACCGGCUGGUACGCGGGAGCAAGGGCGCGUUACCUCGACCGCAGCCGACGAGAAGACGCCGCUGCUUGAGGGGCUCGUUGUGGAGGUGUAUGGGCCCGGUAACGAGAAGUCUGUCGAAGAGACGAUGGCGUUGAUCGAGGAGGAGGCUGCAAAGAAGCGUCGGGCGUAUGCCGAGCUGAUGGGCCGCGAGAGUAUCUUUGGUGAAUUCUAG
This is a messenger RNA of Colletotrichum destructivum, 912 nucleotides long. RefSeq lists its product as uncharacterized. The transcript has a single exon. NCBI's taxonomy places the organism in Eukaryota, Fungi, Ascomycota, Sordariomycetes, Glomerellales, Glomerellaceae. Bases 1 to 912 code for a protein of 303 amino acids. The record is from RefSeq and is a predicted model, not a curated record.